UUUCCAAACAAAUGAGAAUUCAAGCCCCAAACAUGGACAUUUGUUGUUUGUUUGUUUGCUUCAGAGAAAGAAUAACAAACCAUGGAGAUUUGAUCAUUCUUUCUUUUUGCCUUCAUGAUCUCGGUAGUCAAUCUCUGUUUGAUCUGAAUUGAUUGCCAAAAUAUUAACUGGAGUCCAAAAGCUGGUUCAUUUUGUUCCAAGGAGUUCAGCAUUUGGCUUUUAGAGGUUGGUUUUAUAACCAGGAAUCAGUUUUUGCAUUGUUCUACUACAUUAGCUUUUUCUUUUGAGAAUUCAAAAUGGGCAUGAUUCAUUUAGUAAUUCGUCUAUGGAAAUGUACAAUCUUUUCGAUUGUAACUUGUUAUCGUUCAGUUCGUGAUCAUCCUUUGGUUUCAUUAAUUGUUAUAAUUCUGUAUCUGUUGUAUACAUUUCUUCCUUCUGUAUUUGGAUUUUUGGUUUCUUCCUCUCCGAUUGUUGUUUGCACUGUUGUGCUUCUUGGAGCACUUCUGAACAUUGGGUAUCCUCAGACACCCGAAUUCGAACCGAAACCGAAGAGUAGUGCCACCAUCAAUGUACCUUCUUUAGAAGAUGAUAAGAAAGAACAGGUUGUCGAAAAUGUGGAUGUGCAUCAGAGUGCAGGUGUGUUGCCAACUAAGGAAGAUGCAGCAAUUGAUAAUAGAAAUGUAUUGGUUGAGGAAAAACCUAAACUCAUCCAUCCACCAAAACCACCACUUCAGAAAGACAGGGAAUUUCAUAAUAUGGGAUUCACUAGGAAAAGAGAUACUCAGCAUGCCAAUCAGCAUAAUGAAGGUGCAUCCAAUUCUAGCUCCACCAAGGUUUUAAAGAAAAUGAAGAAGAUGAAAAUGAAGGGUCUUAAAGUUGAUGUUCAGAAGCCUGUGCCCAACAAUCCGUUGAAGGAAUGGUUGAAAGAUCCGUCGCGGCUUCACAGGAACGAUGACAAUGCAGAGUCUUCAGAUUUUGGUUCAGACCAAGCUCAAUGCGCGUCUCCGUUGGACUCGAUUGCGGACAUCAUUCCGGUUCUUGAUGAGCUUCACCCACUUUUGGACUUCAAACCACUUCACACUAAUCUCGAAUCAAUUGAGGAGUCUGAUGCUGCUUCAGAAUGGUCUGGCCAAUCUAAUGAUGGUAGUUUAGAAUCAGAAGUGAGCGAGUCAGAGGAUGGUAGUGAAAACCAAGAAGUAGAAGAUGAAGAAGCACUUGAAAGUGAAGAUGAAAGAGUUAAAUCCGUAGUUACGUGGACGGAAGAUGAUGAGAACAAUCUCAAAGACCUUGGUACUUCUGAGCUUGAGAGGAAUCAAUGGUUAGAGAAUUUAGUUGCAAAGAGAAAAGCCAGAAAAACAUUGAGCAUGGACAUAGACAGGGAUUUGAUAGACUUGGAAAGCAUCGAGCCUCCAACACAAAUUCCACCAGUUGUGACCACAAGAAACAACCCGUUUGAGUAUUAUACAAAUGAAACUGGGGAGACACAACCAGUUCCUUCAUCAGCUCCUUCAGUUUUGUUACCGAGACGAAAUCCAUUCGAUCUUCCAUUUGAUCCAUUUGACGAAAGAUCAAAUUUAAAUGGAGACAAUUACCAGCAAGAUGUUACUCCAGUUCACCUGGACAAGGACAUGUCCUUCUGUAGACACCAGAGCUUUACUUUAGGAAGCACAUUUGGGUCGCAGGCUGGGAGAGAUAGGCGCGAAAUAAAUUUGAUUUCAUUCCUAGCAAAUGAAGAAAGAAUGGGAUCAGAGAAUACAAGAGAUCCUGUAUUACAGAGAAGUGAAUCUAAAUUGAGCUGUGUUCAUGAGACUGACACUGCAUAUUCAGGUUCAGAUGAAGAAGCAGAACUAUCACCAAAAAGUAAAUUGGUUUCUGAAAUUGGAAACUCUCCUGAUCUUGCUGAGCACCUAAGCCAAACUUCUGAAGAUAUUGAUGCAGUGGAGGUUGAGCAAGAAGACAAGAAAGACGUAGAUUCGAGUAAGGCUGAGAUCAACAGAGUAGACUCUCAUUCGAAGAUAGAAUCGGACUCUAAGUCGUGCCCAUCUUCACCAUCAUCAGCGUCAGAAGUGAAUGAGAAAGGUCUACAUGAUCAUACCAAUGAUGAAAAGGAGUCGAAAAAUGAUGAUAAAGUAACUAAAGGUGAGGCAGUAGAGGAGGGAAAUAGUGAUUUUGUGAGGCCAUCAUUAUCACAAAUAGAAACAGAUGUGAAAAGCAAGGCCAUGGAGCAGCAUGAUGAGACACAAGUCCAGGAGCCUAUUUUUGAUUCAAGUCCAUCAGCGGCUACAGAGGCGCAUUUUGAAGACGUCUUUGAAGAUGCAUUACUUUCUCAAGACAAGGGCAUGGAGAAUUCAAAGAUAGGUGAAAAAGCUGGCAUACCCACAGAGGAAAACCCCCUGGUGUCUGAUAUGAAUGAGGAUAGCCGUAGCGAUGAAUUGUUGACAGAAGAAGCCUCAAUACACCAGUCUGAAGCAGAAGAAAAUGUAUCGAGACCAAGCCAAUUGACCGAGGCUGGUGAGCAGAGUCUCAAGGAAGUUGGAGUCUCUGAGGCUAAGGAAAAUGUGGUUGAGGAAUCUUCAGCAACGGAAACGGUUAAAGCUAAUGAUAAUGUGGCUGAGACUGCUGCAGCAUCUGCGGAGACGAUAUCCUCAGAAACAGAAAGGGUUGCAGAAGGUCCAAGUAGUGAAGCCCCCGCAUCAACUGUUAAUCAAGAGAUUCAUGCUGGGGUCCAAAAACCCAAUGUCAAGGAGGAGGAAGAGCAAAAUGGGACUUCUGAUUCUUCUUUGUCAGCAUCAAAGGAAAUGGCAAACUCUGUGGAGCAACAGGCAGUUCAGAUAUCGUCUAACAGUGUUCGUAAAGAACCUGAGGAAGUAUCUGUUGUUGAUGAGAAGAAGCCAAAAGAGGAGGAAGCUAAAACCAUAGACAGCAGAGCAAAAGAUGGAAAUGACCAAAAUCUAGACGAUAAGGAGUUAUUUUAUGAUAUGCCAGAGCUAUAAUUUUUUCCAUGGUGAACCCAAUCUCGUCCAAAAAAGAAAAGUGCUGUCGCAUUUGAUGAACGGAAUACAAUUUCUUGAAAAAUCAAUUCAACAUAUGUAAGAAAGUGGGCGCAUAUGUAUUCUGUAUUUGACAAAUUUUAUGUAAUAUAUAUCGUCGGGGUUAGUGUGGGUGUUAGCAGGUUAAUCUUCCCAUAUCAGAAAGACAUAAAUUUCUUUCAUUUCACCAA
Molecule: messenger RNA, 3220 nt
Organism: Papaver somniferum (opium poppy)
Lineage: Eukaryota; Viridiplantae; Streptophyta; Magnoliopsida; Ranunculales; Papaveraceae
Exons: 2
Coding region: 297-2993 (898 amino acids)
Source: RefSeq, a predicted model, not a curated record